This is a messenger RNA of Trichomonas vaginalis G3, 666 nucleotides long. Its product is annotated as cysteine S-palmitoyltransferase protein. Lineage: Eukaryota; Parabasalia; Trichomonadida; Trichomonadidae. The transcript has a single exon. Gene Ontology annotation, biological process: protein targeting to membrane; peptidyl-L-cysteine S-palmitoylation. The record is from RefSeq and is a predicted model, not a curated record. Bases 1 to 666 code for a protein of 221 amino acids. Gene Ontology annotation, cellular component: endoplasmic reticulum; Golgi apparatus. Gene Ontology annotation, molecular function: protein-cysteine S-palmitoyltransferase activity.
AUGAAUCCCGGUAUCAUAUCUCAAGCAGAAGCUGAAACAUCAACAGAUCAAGAUGAUGAAGAAAAAUUGUAUUGUCCAGUUUGCCAAAUGUAUAGACCACCACGCUCCCAUCAUUGUAAAACAUGUGGUGUUUGUGUUGCAUUCAAAGAUCAUCAUUGCAAAUAUCUAAAUAAUUGCAUAGGUGCCAGAAAUUACAGAUCAUUCAUGAUAUUCCUCUUUUCUUCAUCUACGAACUUCUUCCUCCUUGCUUUCACUUCCGUUUACAUGCUAUUAAGCGUCAAAAAUACAAUUUUAUCAAUACUUACUUUAAUUGUCAUUUCGACUUCUUCACUUUUAUUUGUUUCGAUAGUGAAGCAAAUAAUUCCACAAAUUUCAUUCUUAUUUCAUAAUAUGACUUGGGUUGAAUCAACUAAGCUAAAAAUGCAAUACUCUCAACUCAUAAAUAAGAAUGUACCAUCCAAAUACGAUACAGGUUCAUUAUACGAAAAUUUGAAACAAAGACUUGGAUCAAAUCCUUUGUUAUGGGUAUUUCCGAUUCCUAAUACUACUAAGAUAAGUUCUUUCCCUAUUAACCCGAAUUACAUCCCAUGGAAUGAAUUUGACCUUGGAACAGAAGCAUCUAAUUCAAAUUCAAACAGACGUGCUAGAAACAGAUUUUUAUAUUAG